Messenger RNA from Coffea eugenioides, 1125 nucleotides. RefSeq names its product GDSL esterase/lipase At2g23540. The coding region runs from base 1 to 1125 and encodes 374 amino acids. The transcript is spliced from 5 exons. Gene Ontology annotation, molecular function: hydrolase activity, acting on ester bonds. The record is from RefSeq and is a predicted model, not a curated record. NCBI's taxonomy places the organism in Eukaryota, Viridiplantae, Streptophyta, Magnoliopsida, Gentianales, Rubiaceae.
AUGGCUCCAAAUUACUCCCGCUUAGUAGCUUUGCUUCUCCUGGUGAUCAUUAACCUAAGUUCCUUCGGAAAUUGCCAAUACGAUGAAGACACAAAACAAGGAGCUUCAUAUAUUUUUGGAGAUUCUUUAGUUGAUGCGGGAAAUAAUAACUAUAUACCAACUUUGUCCAGAGCUAAUAUUCCGCCGAAUGGAAUAGAUUUCCGUGCAUCGGGAGGAAGUCCUACGGGAAGGUACACAAAUGGAAGGACGAUUGGAGAUAUCAUCGGGGAGGAAUUGGGACAACCAUACUAUGCAACACCGUUUCUCGCUCCAAACUGUACCGGAAAAGCCACACUGCACGGAGUUAAUUAUGCUUCUGGAGGCGGCGGGAUCAUGAACGCCACUGGACGAAUUUUCGUAAACCGGCUUUCAAUGGACAUCCAGGUUGAUUACUUCAACAUUACUAGGAAACAAAUAGACAAAUUGCUUGGUCCGUCUGAGGCAAAAGAACAUAUAUCAAAAAAUUCGAUUUUCUCAGUCACGAUUGGGUCCAACGAUUUUCUAAACAACUAUUUACUUCCCGUUAUUUCGAUGGGUGCAAGAAUAACACAAAGCCCGGAUGCCUUCAUAGAUGAUCUUCUCAACCAUCUAAGAGGUCAGCUCACGAGACUUUACAAACUGGAUGCUAGAAAAUUCGUCAUCGGAAAUGUGGGACCAAUUGGUUGUAUCCCAUAUCAGAAGACGAUCAACCAGUUAACUGCGGAUCAGUGUGUGGCAUUACCCAACAAACUUGCACUUCAAUAUAAUGCUCGACUCAAGGAUCUGCUUGCUGAACUCAAUGAUAAUCUCAAAGGAGCUACAUUCGUGCACGCAAAUGUGUACGAUCUUGUGAUGGAGCUCCUGACAAACUACAAGAGUUAUGGAUUUACUACUGCAAGCAAAUCGUGCUGUGGAAACGGAGGUCAAUUUGCCGGAAUAAUUCCAUGCGGGCCAACAUCUAGUAUGUGUUCGGACCGUGACAAGCAUGUAUUUUGGGACCCUUAUCACCCAAGCGAGGCCGCAAAUAUUAUUAUUGCCAAGCAGUUAGUGGAUGGAGGUCCUAAAUAUGUAUCUCCCGUCAAUCUUCGAGAGCUUAGAGAUCUCUAA